UCCAACAAGCAACCGAUUUGCGAUUUUUGCUGAAACGCGAGCAAGAUGACUUCAACAACUGCUGAACCACAGGCCAUUACCAAACUUGAUAUCCCUAAAGAAGAGGAAGAAAGGCUGCGCAAACUAUUUGAGCGGCUAGAUGUUGAUAAAGAUGGGAAAAUUAGCGUUGAUGACCUCGACAAAUCACUCCACCAACUUGGAGUUCCACAGGUGCCCGGACAAGCUCAGAAAAUCGUUGACAAAUCUGACAUCAACAAAGACGGACAGUUGAGUUUCUGGGAGUUUGUACGCUAUGUGGUCGAGCAUGAGAAGGCAUUGCAGUUAGUGUUUACAAAGUUAGAUGUAAAUAAUGACGGUCACUUAGACGCUCAUGAAAUCAAAGAAUCACUCAAGAAGCUAGGUAUAAAUAUAGAACCGGCAGAGGCAGAACGUCUCAUGAGAAGCAUGGACAAGGAUGGCAACCUAACUAUUGAAUGGGAUGAGUGGCGUCAGUUCUUACUGCUCUGUGGUAGUACUAAGAUCACCGACAUUUUCAAGUUCUGGCGUCGCGCCUCAAUCAUAGACAUCGGUGAGAACAGCAUCGUGCCAGAUGACUUCUCGGAGGAAGAGAUUCAAUCGGGGAUGUGGUGGCGCCAGCUGGUGUCUGGUGGAGCCGCAGGCGCUGUCUCCAGGACGUGUACAGCUCCGCUCGACCGGUUGAAAGUAUUACUACAGGUUCAUGCAUCCAAAACCAAUAACCUUGGUAUCGUGACUGGCUUCAAGUCGAUGCUCAAGGAGGGAGGCGUGAAAUCUCUGUGGCGAGGCAACGGCAUUAAUGUGAUCAAGAUAGCACCGGAAACAGCGUUGAAGUUUAUGGCUUAUGAGCAGUUGAAACGAGCAAUCAAGGGUGGUGAGAACCGUGAUAUCAAGGUGUGGGAGCGCUUCUGUGCCGGGUCAGCCGCUGGUGUCAUAUCACAGACAACCAUCUACCCAAUGGAGAUGUUAAAAACCAGGCUGGCACUGAGAAAAACUGGGCAGUACUCAAGUAUAUGGGACUGUGGGAAGAAGAUCUAUGCUACUGAGGGUAUGGCAAGCUUCUACAGGGGAUAUGUGCCAAACAUUCUGGGAAUUAUUCCAUAUGCUGGGAUAGAUCUGGCUAUUUAUGAAACUCUCAAAAAUAAAUACAUCAAUUCACAUCCCGACAAUGCCGAUCCCGGCAUCUUGGUGCUAUUAGCCUGCGGAACGACGAGCAGUACAUGUGGUCAGUUAGCGAGCUACCCGCUAGCUCUCGUCAGGACCAAGCUUCAGGCCCAAGCAGCCAAGCCCGGCCGGAAGGACAGUUUCGUGGCUCUAGCCAAAAAUAUCAUAAAAACAGAAGGACCUUUAGGCCUCUAUCGGGGCAUUGCACCAAACUUCAUGAAGGUUGCACCAGCAGUCAGUAUAGGUUAUGUUGUCUACGAAAAUGUCCGCAAGCUGUUGAUAUCUUAGGCAAUGUUCUGCCUGGAGUGCCAUUCAUGUCUGUGGAGGGUUGGGACGGAUGGAAUCGGAAGGAUGAGAUCAUAUCACGAGGCAUCUGCUCCGUCAUAUUCAGCUGAACUUAUCUAUGCCUGGAGAGUGAGAGAGAAAUCGUUGUGCUAAAUCUGUAGGAAGUUUAGGGGUUCUUAAGUGAAGACUCAUUUAUUUAAAUCCUGUGUUUAAAUUGGAGAGAAGUUUGUAGAAAGUUUAGGAUUUCCCUAGUGAAAACUUACUUCUUUAGAACCACAAAUAAUAAUUGACCCUUGACUAAUUGAGUUGCUAGAUUUGGGUGGACAGCAGCAUAACCUGGUUGGUGACUGUAACUGUACUGAUAGACUGACUAGCUUUUUGUCCUUCUCUGCCUCCAUGGUUUCUUAGGAAGAUGUGUGUCUACUGUAGGUUGAGGGAUAUGAACGCCGCCCUAUCAGGGUCUGUCACAGGCUUGCUGAUGUGGUGCAUAGAGGCACCUUGUUCAAGUGCUCAAAUGUAAUGGAAGUGCAAUACCAAGAAGUCUAUUUUCACUCACUUUUCUAAACCUAGAUGUAGUUUUCGAAGUAUUCGAUAUUCCCAGGUUGCUUGUGGUAAAAUUGCAGGGGGCAUCUCCAGAUUCAGGGUUAUGUCUUGUGGUUUUCAAUAGCAGUUCUCUGCGCUCUUGUCUUGUCUAUUUCAACCCCAUGAACAUUCUGAUCUUUUUCUGUGAUACUGUUUACUUCAUACUGUUGACUGACUGUCAUAAGAUGAGUGAGGUGUUGGUACUUUACAAUAGAUGGGGGGGGGGUGGUUGUCAGGGGCUAGCAGCAAUAAUAAAAACAUGCAUUUCAGACGGUUCUUGUCUUCGACCCACAUCAUACUCCACUCACUAUUCAUCCUUCAACUGUAAAAUUCCUUUUGAUGGGUCUGAUGCUUUGGUGAUGAAGGUCACCUUAAAAUUAACAGGGUCAAGUUCUCAUGAGACGUGUGCUGUGAACCUUAUCAAUAUUUGUGUCAUAGGCCAAGAUCUUGAGGGAAUCGGGGUUUAAUGUUUUCUUCUAUGGCCCAGCUCACAAACCUCUGAGAGGUUUCCCUUCAUUGCCUAAAGUAGAGGAGCGCCAAAUAAGUGAACAGUUUCCCCUGAUUUCCUCAGGAUAAACACAACUGAUAGAAGCAAUGUAGCUAAGAAAUAGGUGCACGUCAAACUGAUAUAAUGUUGCCAAGACUUGGUCUUGGUGCAGAAACUUAUUCCUGUCCAUUUUAUAUUGUAUUUCUUUCAAUCUUGUACAGCUUCAGAUUAAAUUUAUGUAUAAUUUAUGUAAAUCUUGAUCAUUUUUAAAUUUUUAUAUUCCCUUGUACCGUUGUUGCAUUGUAAACAUGUAGUUUAGUAUCUUAGGUUAAGUUUCGGGGAGUGACAGGUUCAAGAUUUGACUGUUUCUUGGGGGAUCAUCAAGAAAGGCAGGUGGGAUGUCUUCAGUAUCAAUCCUUUACUCAAAAAGACAGUUGCAUAUUAAGGGGGGGGGGUACAUUUGUAGAUUUCCAGGGAAAAUUUCCAGUUGUGUUUCUUGGUUUUGAAUUCUAAGGGAAGGACAGUCUGAUGUUGUGUGUGAUGACUGAGCAAGUGAACAUGAAUGUAGCAGGGAUUGGUCUAAAAAGGGAUCGGGUAAUGGUUGAAUUGUCUAAUGCAUCAAAUUAACUAUUUUAAUAUGGUUACUAAGAAGUUGUUAACAGGUACAUAACCAGUCAGGUUUUGCUGACCAUAAUUACUAUUAAUAACAGGUGCAAAUCUUGUGAUUGCUUCACUGGGUUCUAUUUGUAUAUGGUGGUUCUGUCCUUGUACAUGUAUCACAUUCCUCAAGACUUGACUUUGCCAUGGUGGAACACACCCAUUGUACAGUUGUUAUAGAUUAUGAAACACUUUGACUCGGUUGGUUCUUGUAAAUUUAAACCCAGCACCGUAAGCUCGGUUGGUAAAUGAGGUUCUUUACCAUCUUUGAGACCGUUUCUGCUCAUGGGUACAGAUGAACUAUAGUCUAAUUCUCAAACCAUAUCACAGUGCACUGCAUUUUUUCUGCCACCUAUUAUAACCUGACAAGAUGUAUUGUUAAUUUUGGCAAAUGUUUAGUCAAUGCCUUCAACUGAUAGUUGUUGUUUUGUUGGUGUCUACAGUGUAUGUCUGUAGCCUUUGUAAACAAUGAUCUCCAACUAUAUUGUAUGCACAUAAGGAUUUCAUGAUCAGGCAGCCGCGUCGUGAAGAUGUGAUUGUCUCAGAGGGUGUACACUCAUUGUAGACAACGCUGCUUCCUUGUGUUGGCUGAGAAGCAAGUUGCCUGGGCUCAAUUGUUCAAAACAAUGUAAGUGACCAACUCUCUGAUUAAUAAAGUGGUGUCAGAAAACUUGGGUAUAAUGAGGUGUUGGUAGAAUGUAUGGUAAACCAACAAUCAAAGCACCAAAUCAAACUCUAUGCACUUCAACAUUUUGAGUUGUUACGAUGUUAGGAUGUAUUCAGAUGCUUUCAUAGCUUCUCAUACACAUUGUUGGCCCCUUGUUCUGAUAAUAUUAGGCCUAUUGGUACAAUGAUUCUCAGUAUAGCUUCCUUUGCAGUUUCUGUGUCUCUAGAUUUAGCAAGUCUUUCAAAUAGAUCAUUUUUUGGUUUUAUGGACAUUCAGUGCACUACCAGACAUUGAUUGUCCUUUUGCUAUGGUACAUGUAACUAUUAUUGUGUAAAGUUAAAUGCCACAGGAGUAAAAAAUGUUUAAUGUAAUUAAUUGUAACAUUAUGUAUAAAGCAAACAUUUUUACAAUCUAAA
Lineus longissimus is the source of this 4273-nucleotide messenger RNA. RefSeq names its product calcium-binding mitochondrial carrier protein SCaMC-2-like. Bases 46 to 1467 code for a protein of 473 amino acids. Gene Ontology annotation, cellular component: mitochondrial inner membrane. Gene Ontology annotation, molecular function: ATP transmembrane transporter activity; calcium ion binding. The record is from RefSeq and is a predicted model, not a curated record. The transcript has 10 exons. Gene Ontology annotation, biological process: ATP transport; ADP transport; transmembrane transport. Lineage: Eukaryota; Metazoa; Nemertea; Pilidiophora; Heteronemertea; Lineidae.